CGAAUAAUCGGUACGUCCCGAUGAGACGAGUCGGGAAUACCGACUUUUGCCCACCCCUAGUGAUACCCCAAAAUUUUCUAGAAUAUUUAACCCGAUUCUACUCUUCUUGUCUUCCCGCUGCAACCCGAGAGAAAAAAAAAAGAGGGAACCCGGCACCAGCCUUUGAGAAACCGGUGAGGAAGCUUGGUUUUGGCCUUCUUUUCUUGUUCAAGAACAAGAUUGGAGCCUUGAAACCUUCCCCCCUGCUGGAAAUUCCGGAUCUGCUUUGCUCCUUCCUUCCUCACCGCCGGCUGCUCUUGAUUGUGGGUGAUUUCUGGGCAUUUUUUCGAUUUCCCUUGAAUUUCCCCUGCACUGCCGCCGACUUCUCCCCCUGCCAAGUUCGGUUCUGCAGCUGGAAAUUCUGGAAGCGAAAUCGAGAACGGGGAAACCACAGGAAGUGACGAGUUAGGAGGCUAGCCAUUUCGAGAUUGAUAUAAAUUUUAGAAAUAAAACAUGAUCUUGUAAACUAUAGUGUAUUUGGAGAUUUUAUGAUAUCAGAGCAGUUUUUAUAAUUUUAUCUUCAGAUUUUGGUGGUAUCAGAUUGUGAUAUGAUAAAUUUUGAGUCUUGUGCAUUUGUAAAAUCCUCUCACGAGUGCACGACGUCUGUCGCGCUUCGAAUUUGGGUUUUGGAGUGUGACAAAUAGUAUAGCUCCAAAAUCAUUUUUUAUAUAAACAAAAGCUCUACUCUUAA
This is a messenger RNA of Rubroshorea leprosula, 730 nucleotides long. NCBI's taxonomy places the organism in Eukaryota, Viridiplantae, Streptophyta, Magnoliopsida, Malvales, Dipterocarpaceae. The record is from the annotation of a GenBank genome assembly.